Messenger RNA from Polyodon spathula (Mississippi paddlefish), 3722 nucleotides. RefSeq names its product microtubule-associated protein 1S-like. Gene Ontology annotation, biological process: axonogenesis; microtubule cytoskeleton organization; dendrite development. The transcript has 4 exons. Lineage: Eukaryota; Metazoa; Chordata; Actinopteri; Acipenseriformes; Polyodontidae. The record is from RefSeq and is a predicted model, not a curated record. The coding region runs from base 1 to 711 and encodes 236 amino acids. Gene Ontology annotation, cellular component: microtubule associated complex; cytosol; synapse. Gene Ontology annotation, molecular function: actin binding; microtubule binding.
AUGGGAAACAGCUGCCGCUGUCCUGUCCUGCCAGACCGCCCUCUGUCGCGCUCCUCCCAUCGGGCCCUGUCAUCCCGGGACCCCCCUCCAGCCCCCAUGAAGGACCUCCCUCCCCUUCCCCCCCAUCCUGGCACCUGUAUGGUGGACCCCGAAGCCGAGCAGCAGGUGAAGAACAGCAAGCGGGACGCGACCAAGGUGAAGAAGCAGCUGAGCACGGGGAGGCCAAGCUCUGCAGGCGCUGCAACCCAGAACACUAAAACAAAAGGGGCUCAGAGUGGCCCCGCUGCACCCAGAAACACCAAAAACACACCCGCCCGGCCCUCCACUGCAGGCUCUGUGGGCAGUAGGACCCCCCCGGCCGGGACCCCUGUGUACCUGGACCUGGCGUACCUGCCCUCGGGCCGCGGCACCCCCUCCGUCGACGUGGAGUUCUUCCGCCGGCUGCGCUCCUCCUGCUACGUGAUCAGCGGCGACGAGCCCCUCAAGGAGAGCGUCAUGAGGCCCCUGCUGGAUGCACUGCUGGAUGGCAAGGCUCUCUGGGGCAGCAACGUGCAGGUGACUUUGAUCCCGACAUUUGACUCGCUGGUUAUGCACGAGUGGUACCAGCAGACCCACGAGCGGCAGCGUGAGCUGGCUGUCACUGUGCUGGGCAGCAACAGCACGGUGGCCAUGCAGGACGAGACCUUCCCAGCAUGCAAAGUGGAGUUCUGAGCGCCCCCGAAUCCAGCACGGACCUUUACCCAACACACCCCACCCCCCAGUCCCCCUUUACUCAAACAGCUACAGCCACCAGUGAAACACAACCAGCCCUUUCAAGCUUUUCCUCACUCCAGCGGUCAGCUGUUGGAGUACUGCACGCAGCUCUGCCGAGUUUACAACGCCACUCCCUUUCACCAAGUCACUCUUGUGUUUUGAGAAACCGCACUGGGCCGUCUUUAAGAAAUGACCUGCAUUUGACAUGACAAGAAGUCUCCUUUCUUUUUCACAGGGUCAGACUCUCUCUGUAAUCGCAACGUCGGGCGGUGUUUUUCUUUUGGUUUCGGAAAGGCGGCAUUGCAUUUUCCUGCCUCGUGGAUCAGGCCCAAACUCUGCAGCAGACAUGACUUCAGCAAAUUCUGUGACGGUUUGAACUGAUUUUUCCUAAGGCUGUGUUCCUUUUAAGUAGUACAGUAUAUCUUCGAAACAAUGUACCUGGGAUCAGGGUUAAAAAUUAGACGUAGCUUCAAAAUCACCUUUCUGUCAUUUUGAUGUCAAAAGAGAUAAAAAAAAAAGUUGAAGAGCGUUUCACUUUUUUUUUUUUUUUUUUUUUUUUUUUUUAAAGACUAAGCCCUCCCUUCUCACUCCCCACUCCCAGUGGUUUCUUUCGGCCGAUUUCCCCGUGCAGCGCUGGGGCACGGCAGCCCUGUACACAUGGCAGAAGGACACCCUUUUGAGAUACACUUUAUAUUUUUUUUAUAUAUAUAUAUAUAUAUAUAUAUAUUCGCUUCCCCACUAGAGUAUAACUGGGUGAUGCUGUUGCAGAUUGGAGUCCCUGUGGAUUGGGUUUCUUCACCACCCUCGGAAAGCAUUCACUUGGACGCAUUAAGGCUGUUGCCGCAGAAUGUACGACCCAGCCACGUGGUUUUAUAGGACUUGCUGUAUUAGUAGUGUUAGUGGACCAGUCUUGUACCUUUCCCAGAGCGAGCUCUGUAGUGCUGUUCCUGGUUUCGUUCGUAUAUAUGUUGUGUAACUGCAGUAUACUGUAUUAUGGUAUGGGGUUGGGAAGUCAAUGAUCCAACUGCCCCUUGAAGAUUAACUGUGUUACCCGUUCUGUAUGAUAACUUCUUAAUGCAAUCACUGGUUAACUAGUUGCAUUUUACUUUCCCACAAUAUAAUCUACCAGUAGUGCACAAACCAAUUCUUGGAUUAUUCCGUUCAAGCUCUCCACAGGUGAGGGCUGAUUAAUCCUAGCAGCUGUUUCUUCACCUCCUUUCCCUUUUGAAUGGCCAGUUAGCUCAAUCAACAGCAAGGAAAGAAAGCAAUGAUAAGGUGUAUGGCUUUCUUUCUUUCUUUUUUUUUUUUUUUUAAUAUUUUAGUUUGUUGCUGGAGGGGGAUAAACGUUCUUGCAGUCAUGUCACUUCCUCUAACGUUUUAGAAGCCACUUGCACCAAUUUGCUUAUCUUACAAUCGGUUGCGAUAUGGGUUUUAUAAGACUUUUUUAAUGUUUCGAGUCUGGGUUUCGUUUAGUGCCUGAAUGUAACGUAUUUACACAAGUAACUUUAAAAGUGAAAAAAAAAAGGUAUCUCCACAUUUGUGACGUGUCCCUGUCCCGUGUUUCAGUAAUUUCUAGAGUAAUGCUGUAGAGUGUAGCGGGCUUGUGUCUUGUACAUUUGUUAUUGACGCUUACAUUAGCCUAAUCUGUACAUACAUAAUGCAUGCACUUCAAAUGAGAUAGGGAGGUGCAGUACACCGGGAGCGUUUGGAGCUGAAGAAAGCGAUCGAUGCGCUUUGAGGAACUGUCUGUCGAAAGGCUGCAAGUCUUAAGGCAGUUAAAAGUUUGGAUAAAGGGAGUCAUGCUAGUUUUUUUGGCCGGGUUGUACUCCGUUCAAGACUUUUGCUCUGUUCCGACUCUUAUAAAGAUCACUCUUGAUGAGGUGGUUAAUGGGCUGGAUAGCUGAAGAGCAUGCUGUACCCAACAGAAGCUGACACACAUUUCAUGGUUCGGUCAAGCGGUACAAAGGCCAAAUUGGGAAUUGCUAAAAAAUUGAAAUUGGAAAGAUAACAAAAAAACAAUCUCCCUCGCAUUUCAUACUUUUAUUCCCUCUACUCGUGAAGGUGUAUAUUAAAUAUAACUUAUCCUAAAUUUAAUACAGCACAUAUUUACUAUAACCUUAGAUUAGCUUUAUAAAUAUGAUUGUGUGUGGGGGUUUUUUUUUUCCAAAUAUUUUGAGGAAAUGAACGGGGCCUUAAACAGACAAAAUAUAGAAUAUUAAUGAACAAUUCAGCAUGUUGGUGACGUCCUGUUAUGUAUAUUGCUAGGGGCAACAACAGAGGCCUGUUAACUUCCAGGGCAGUGUAGAAGCCUGGGACGUACCUUCUUUACAUGUGCAGUAAUAGAUAAAAGCUGUGACCUUGGUAUUUUUUUUUUUUAAAUUAUUUAACUUUGUACAAUUAUUCAACAUGUAUUCAUUUAAAUUUAAUGUAAGAAAAAAGCAAAUUCCAUUGCCCAUCUUAUUUAUUUUUGUUUAAAUUAAUAUAUUGUUUUUUUUUUGUUUUGUUUUUUUGCAGUAUGAAAUAAUUCAAUUUGAUUCUGUAAACUGUAGGAAUAACCAGUGCCUACUAUUUGAAUUAGCCCUUUCCCCUUAAAGGUCUAGUCUAAAGCAUCAGAUCUGUUUGGCAAUGUGUCAUAAUAAACACAUGCCACCUGGUGGACAGUUAUGGUAAUUGUGACACGAAACUCUGCUAUUGCCACAUGUUGACAAUAUUUACAUCUAAUUUAAAAACAAAUCUGAAAAGAAGUAAUCAUGUUUGGUUAUUUGAAGUAUUGAAUGUUUGUAGCUGUAUCACAGUGUAAGAAUCUAUCCCCCUGUGGGCUUUUUAGGUGCAAGGUGAGAAGCUUGUGACUUGUCUGUGCAUUUGACAAGAGAGGGGAAAGGGGUGUAUUUUAAUGAAGGCUGAUUCAGUAUUGAACACUAAUUUUGUUUUUCUUUCAAUAAAUAUGCUGCUUUUAUAGCCCCAUUAAG